AUGGCAGGGCUACACCUUAAGGAAGUUCUAGUCUUCAUUGAUGAUAUCAUCGUGUUCUCAGCAACCUUGGAGGAACACGAGACACGGCUUAUGCACAUUGGACGGUCCGUAGCCAAGCUCCACGCUUCUAAUCCGGAGUUGGAGGAAAGGGGCCUGACCGGCGCUGAAGCUGCAACAACGCCAUCUGUGGGAAAACUCCUGCAAACCACCAGCAACAGUUCCUGUAGCUCUGAAACCAGAAACACAGCCACACAUCACACCACCUUCCACAUCGGAGCCAAGAGCGAGAGUGCCAAUCCCUAA
This is a messenger RNA of Knipowitschia caucasica, 303 nucleotides long. Lineage: Eukaryota; Metazoa; Chordata; Actinopteri; Gobiiformes; Gobiidae. The record is from the annotation of a GenBank genome assembly.